Molecule: messenger RNA, 500 nt
Organism: Ceratina calcarata
Lineage: Eukaryota; Metazoa; Arthropoda; Insecta; Hymenoptera; Apidae
Product: phosphatidylinositol glycan anchor biosynthesis class P
Exons: 1
Coding region: 12-410 (132 amino acids)
Biological process (GO): GPI anchor biosynthetic process
Cellular component (GO): endoplasmic reticulum
Molecular function (GO): phosphatidylinositol N-acetylglucosaminyltransferase activity
Source: RefSeq, a predicted model, not a curated record
GACUCUGUAACAUGGAGCAUACACCAGCACCGUAUGGACCAAGAUCUGUUUAUGGAUAUGCUUUGUACAUAGGUUCAAAUAUGCUUUUUCUUUUGUUUCUAGUAUGGGCUGUAAUACCAGAUCAAAUAUUACAUAGCUUAGGAUUAACAUAUUGGCCUUCCAAAUAUUGGGCUGUAGCGAUUCCAAUUUGGGCUUUAACUGCACUUGCUACAUUUGCAUUUAUUAUUUAUCCAGCUAUAAACUUGACUAUAACUCCAGAUAUAAAUGAUAUUGCAACUAUUAGAGAUAAACAUUCAUAUCCUAAGAAAGAAACUAUUCCUGGUGGUAUACCGCCCGUGUUCGAUAUUCCAAUAACAGAAGUCUGUAGGAAAUUAUAUUUAACAAAGAAAAGAAGCAAUAAAUAUUGUUAACGUUUAUGGAACUUUUAAAGGAAGCGAACUAUAGGAUGCGAUAAUGUAAAAAUUGAAUUUCUAAAAUAAAUCUUUAUAUUUUAUAAAGUA